UGGCCAGCUGCCAAGCGUCCGCCUCCCGAUUUUAGCCUUUCAGCCAAUCAGAACAACCGACUGAAAAAACGUCGCCUUGCAUAAUUAAUAUUCAUGAGCCUUGCCUUUACAGUAGUAGGGUUUGUAAAUACACACCACACCGGUGAAGGUAUCACGACUGGAGGUUGUUCGCGGAGCUUUCACACCGGCUCGCCGUCAAACUGCUGAUUAUACACGAAACAUGGUCCAUUUUAACAAAUGGACGUCAGUGAGGAGCACGUCUCUCACCGACAGGACUACAGCACAGGAUUUAAAGCUCCGAUAGUGGUGGAUUGGUUUAGUAUAGGAAAUAAACACGCAGUGAACGGAUCAUGGCUUAUUUUAAACGCGUAUUGUUUGUCUAAUUGAUUAACGACUGUGAUUGUAGCGUCCCGCCAUUUGUUUGUUGGAAAUAUUGAAUCAACAGCGCACCAAAUCAAGAUGACAGGGGAAAACACAACUAUCAAAAGUCGGAUUAAAAAUCAGAUUCCUUCGCCUUUCAUUAAAUUGAGAAGAAGUAAAGCUGGAAACAACAAAGAGAAUCUCAGGGAUAAGGUGACGUUGGAAAAAGUCCUGGGAAUCACUUCCGUCGCGAAUCGUGCUUUGGCGUGUGACCCACAUUCAGGAUUGGUUGCUUACCCAGCCGGGUGUGUGGUGGUGCUACUGAACCCUAAGAAAAACAAACAGCAUCAUAUCCUCAAUAGCUCCAGGAAAACCAUCACUACGCUCUCCUUCUCUGCUGAUGGCAGAUACAUGGUCACUGGUGAGAGCGGUCAUAUGCCGGCGGUGCGUGUCUGGGAUGUGGCAGAGAGGACACAGGUGGCAGAGUUACAGAACCAUGAACACGGCGUGGCGUGUGUGGCUUUCUCUCCCAACAGUAAAUACAUCGUCAGCGUGGGUUUCCAACAUGACAUGAUGGUUAACGUCUGGGCCUGGAAGAAAAAUGUUGUGGUUGCCACCAACAAGGUGUCCAGUAAAGUGACGGCUGUGUCUUUCUCAGAUGACAGCUCAUACUUUGUUACAGCUGGCAAUAGACACGUGAAGUUUCUGGUAUCUUGACCACACCAAGUCGUCCAAGGUGAACACCACAGCACCAUUACAGGGCCGCUCUGGUCUUCUUGGAGAACUGCGCAAUCAUUUUUUUAGUGAUGUGGCCUGUGGAAAGGGUCCGAAGGCGAAACAGCACCUUCUGCAUCACUUCCUCUGGGCG
This is a messenger RNA of Carassius auratus (goldfish), 1228 nucleotides long. RefSeq names its product mitogen-activated protein kinase-binding protein 1-like. The coding region runs from base 460 to 1077 and encodes 205 amino acids. Gene Ontology annotation, molecular function: protein binding. Lineage: Eukaryota; Metazoa; Chordata; Actinopteri; Cypriniformes; Cyprinidae. Gene Ontology annotation, biological process: positive regulation of JNK cascade; negative regulation of canonical NF-kappaB signal transduction. The transcript is spliced from 7 exons. The record is from RefSeq and is a predicted model, not a curated record. Gene Ontology annotation, cellular component: cytoplasm.